AUGGUCUCCGAAAAAGUUCCGGACCCCUCGGGGUCCCUUCCUGAGGUCGUUGUCAAUGGGGCUCAGAAACAUCACCGUGACAUUGACGUUGAAAAGUGCGCAAAAGGUCCUUCUGGCGAAGAUAUUGCGAUUGAACCGACCGAGGAGAAGGAGACGAUGCGGCCCAGAUAUUUCGACGGGACGGCGACGCUGACUGUGGGAGAUGGUGUGAUUCUCAUUCCAACUCCGAGCGCGGAUCCGAGAGACGCAAUAUCCGGCGUAUGCCUAAUCACCGCCCUCUCCGCGCUGAUUGUGUAUAUCAUGCCGGAUUACGACCGCGAGGGCAUCACCCCGGACCAGAUCUCGAACCUCUUCACAUUCCCCAACCUCUUCCUGGGGCUCGGCAACCUCGUCUCCAUGCCCAUCGCCGUGGCGGUGGGCAGACGGCCGGUGAUUCUCGCAUCCAACGUCCUGCUCUUCCUCGCCGCCGUGCUCUGCGCGACGAACCGCAGCUACUACUGGCAUCUCGGCGGGCGCAUGGUCGCAGCUUUCGCGGCAGCCCAGUGCCAGGCCUUGGCUCUGCUCAUCCUACAGGACGUCUACUUUCUCCACCAGCGCGCGCGCGUCUUCCAGGUUUAUGCGUCCGCGGAGGUGCUCCUAAAUUCCAGCCUGGUGAUCGCGUCGUCGUACAUGGCCGACGCCCUGGGCUGGCGGUCGUGGUACUGGCUGUUCGCCGGCCUCUCGGGCGUCGCCAUGGUCCUGACCUACUUCUUCGUCCCCGAGACGGCGUACGACCGGUCCAUUGAGUCUUUCAUGGGGACCCAGCCGACUGAUACGAGCAACCUGCUGCCCGCGCAGAGCAGCAGCAAUGGCGCCGGGCUCCUUGACCGAAGCCGGUCGCCGGGGCCGAAGUACACCACGGCGGACGACAGGCCGAGUCUGGAUUUCGAACGGUUCGAGAAGCGCACCUUUGCUUCGAACCUGACAAUCUUCGUCCACAAGCCGACUUGGUCUCGAUGCUGGCUGUGCCUGAAGCAGAUCGGGCAGGUGUUCCUGUUCCCCCACGUCCUCUGGGUCGCCAUCAACAACGGCCUCUUCCAGGGCAUCGACGUUUCCAUCCAGAUGACGUAUGCAGAGGUGCUCGUCAAGCCGCCCUACAACUGGGCCAACACCUCCGUCUCCCUCAUCCAGCUGGGUCAAAUCUUCGUCGCCCUGCUAUGCGUCCCGGUGAUCGGCUGGAUGAGCGACUACGUCAUCCGCGUGUCCGCCCGACGGAACCACGGCAUCCACGAGCCGGAGCAGCGACUCCUCGCCUGGAUCCUGCCCAUGGUGACAGCCCUGAUCCUGACAGUGCUGUACGGCUACGUCCUGAAGAACCCCGAAAGCUACCACUGGAUGGCCAUCGUGUCCGUCGUCGACGGCUACCUCAUCGUGCUGAUGGGAGUCAACACCGUGGGCACGGCGUACCUGAUCGACAGCCACCCGAGCUUCGCCGGCGCGAUCUUGGUGGCGCUGCCCGUCACCCGCGGACUGGUCGGUUUCGGGCUCAGCAAGCAUACCACGGAGUACAUUACGAACCUCGGCCCGGUCCGGACGUUUGGGAUCUACGCCGCCGUCAGUGCGGCGUUUUGUUUGUUGGGCGUCCUUCUGUUUUUCAAGGGCAAGCGAGUCAGGAGGAUUUGCGCUCAAUUGACGCAGUAA
Colletotrichum chrysophilum is the source of this 1680-nucleotide messenger RNA. RefSeq lists its product as uncharacterized. Gene Ontology annotation, molecular function: transmembrane transporter activity. The record is from RefSeq and is a predicted model, not a curated record. The transcript is spliced from 3 exons. NCBI's taxonomy places the organism in Eukaryota, Fungi, Ascomycota, Sordariomycetes, Glomerellales, Glomerellaceae. Gene Ontology annotation, biological process: transmembrane transport. The coding region runs from base 1 to 1680 and encodes 559 amino acids.